This is a messenger RNA of Rotaria sordida, 303 nucleotides long. NCBI's taxonomy places the organism in Eukaryota, Metazoa, Rotifera, Eurotatoria, Philodinida, Philodinidae. The record is from the annotation of a GenBank genome assembly.
AUGGCUCGUACAAAACAAACUGCACGUAAAUCAACUGGUGGUAAAGCUCCACGAAAACAAUUAGCAACAAAAGCUGCACGAAAAUCAGCUCCAGCUACAGGUGGUAUUAAAAAACCACAUCGUUUUCGUCCAGGUACAGUUGCUCUUCGUGAAAUUCGUCGUUAUCAAAAAUCGACUGAAUUACUUAUUCGUAAAUUACCAUUUCAACGAUUGGUUCGUGAAAUUGCACAAGAUUUCAAAACAGAUCUUCGAUUUCAAUCAUCAGCUGUUAUGGCUUUACAAGAAUCAUGUGAAGUAUGUUAA